Messenger RNA from Anarrhichthys ocellatus (wolf-eel), 1814 nucleotides. RefSeq names its product NHL repeat-containing protein 3. The coding region runs from base 151 to 1239 and encodes 362 amino acids. Gene Ontology annotation, molecular function: protein binding. The record is from RefSeq and is a predicted model, not a curated record. The transcript has 3 exons. NCBI's taxonomy places the organism in Eukaryota, Metazoa, Chordata, Actinopteri, Perciformes, Anarhichadidae.
UUCGGACUCCAGGAAAUGACUCUACAUUGAAUGUGGUUUGUGGAUUUACCAGUAUAUCUAGAUCCCGGAUUUCAACCUAAUAGCAUCUAUAGAUAUAUCUAUAUCUAUAUAUUAUAUUAACGGUGCGCUUGUUUUGGACCAACUCAAUCGAUGUUCUCUCAGGACUGUAAACCACUGAUGCUGAUGAAAAAGAGAGGCCGUACGUGUUUGAUCGCGUCCAGCAUGGCUUCGCUAGCAGUGCUCAUGAUGGUGUUGUACGGCACCAUCGGCACUCAGCAGCCGGGCAGCUCCGGCCUCAGGCAGGACUACCAGCUGCUGGGGAGACCUCUUUACAAGCUGGACCUGAACUGGCCGAAGAAUCCCGAGCUCUUCACCGGGGACGUGUUCGCAGUAGCUGCCAACCAGCACACCGGUGUCGUGUAUGUGGCGCAGAGAGGUGGCAAUGUGCCCAAGGUGCUGGUGUUCACCACAGACGGAGACUUCCUCAUGUCCUGGAACACAACCACCCUGGAGAUGCCUCACGGUUUAUUUUUAGCAGACGCUGCCUCUUCAAAUCCCACCGUGUGGAUCACAGAUGUGGGGACCGGCCCGUACGGACACUGCAUCAAACAGUACUCCCCAUCUGGGAAGCUCCUGCAGGUGCUUGGUACACCGGGGAAGGCAGGCUCUGGGAUGAACCCUCUGCAGUUCGAUAAUCCGGCUGAGAUCUUCGUCCACGACUCCGGAGAGAUUUACAUCGUGGACGGAGACGGUGGGGUGAACAACCGCCUCAUCAAGCUGUCCAAAGAGCAGCAGGUGAUGUGGAUGCACGGAGAGAAGGGACAAGGCCCGGCUCAGUUCAACAUCCCCCACAGCGUGACUGUGGACAACUUCCAGAGGGUGUGGGUGGCCGACAGGGGGAAUAAGAGGAUCCAGGUCUUUAACUCCAUCACCGGGGACUGGCUGGGGACGUGGGGGAGCUGCUUCACGGAGGAUGCGCCCUAUUCAGUGCGCCUGACCCCGGACAAGAAGUACUUUGUCGUUGUCCAGCUCAACACCAACCAGAUUACGCUGCUGGACGCUCCACCGGUGGGUUUGAUUGGCCAGUGCAGUGUGGCCAGUGUGAUCCAGCUGGCUGACGAAGUGAAGCCCCACCUGGUGGACCUGGACCUGAAGACAGGGGCCCUGUAUGUGGCUGAAAUCGGAGCUCAGCAGGCCCAGAAGUUCACCCCCUUCAGUCUGGGUGGGGGCUUCCUGUAGUGCCACACUUUGAAAUGGCACAAUCGAUCAGAAACUAACUGUGCCUAUAAUUAACAUUACCAAUCCAUUAAAACUGGACUGAAAAUGUCCGCCUGUUCCGUAAUCUGCAAUCAUGUGAUCCAGAAAAAAAGCCAAUUUUUGUCAGAAUGAAGAACCCGACAAAUCAGACGAGACAUCAGAGAUUAAGGUGUCCCCUGUCUCAUAGAAAUUACAUUUUUAUAUUACGAGUUUGUAAUAACCCUUGUGUUUCCGUUAGAAUGAACCUUCAUAUCUACAAAGGGAGCGAGUCCUUCAUGUUGCACCGCCAGGUUUCUACGGUAGCCCAGAGCAGACAAACCAAACACUGACGUUGGAUAGCGCCACACACGCUCUCCAACGCGCUGUCAUGCGGGAGAAGUUUCGGUUGGUUGCAGUCUAGAACCUCACCGCGAGAUGCCACCAGAUCCUACACACAGGCCCUUCAAGGGUCCUGUGUGCCUGGUAGUACCGCUCACUAACCCAUCCACCAUAUCUGACAAAACCAUUUACUAUAUAAAUGUCAUUAUUUUGAGACAGGGUUUCCUCUGACUAAGCAU